UAGGUUUGAUGAAUUCGACGAAGCGAUCGACGAAGCAAUCGAAGAUGAUAUCAAGGAGGCGGACGGAGGGGGCGGUGGCCGAGGCAAAGACAUGUCCAACAUCACGGGGCAUCGCGGCAAGGACAUUUCCACCAUCCUGGAGGAAGAAAGGAAGGAAAGCAAGCGGCCCCCGAGGGCGGCUGCCGCUCGGCGCAAGAAACGGCGGCGGCUGAACGACUUGGACAGCGACAGCAACCUGGACGAGGAGGAGAGCGAGGACGAGUUCAGGAUCAGCGAUGGAUCUCAGGACGAGUUUGUUGUCUCGGACGAAAACCUGGACGAGAGCGAAGAGGACCAGCCAUCCAACGACGAAAGCGACGCGGAUUUCCGCCGGCGCCGACCCCAGCGGUACCAUUCCAGGCCCAUGAGGCAAAGCCGGCGGCUGCGUAGGAAAACAGUCCGGAAAAGAUACUCCGAAGAUGACGAAGAGGAGGACUCUGAGGAUAACGUAUCCAGGGAGUCUG
Molecule: messenger RNA, 503 nt
Organism: Sphaerodactylus townsendi
Lineage: Eukaryota; Metazoa; Chordata; Lepidosauria; Squamata; Sphaerodactylidae
Product: remodeling and spacing factor 1-like
Exons: 3
Biological process (GO): regulation of DNA-templated transcription
Cellular component (GO): RSF complex
Source: RefSeq, a predicted model, not a curated record